AUGAAAACAGCUCCUUGUACCGCUUCAAGAGACAGUAAACCCUAUUGUCCGUGUGGUGUAUCAGUAAGAGUUGGUAGAGAAGUGUUUGUAAUAGAACGGUGUGCACCAUUAAAGUACUGGAGGAUAGAGUAUUUACAGUGCAGUGUGACUGGUUUUAAAUUAAUUGAUAUAAAGAGAUCAGGAAACAACUAUGAGUUUAAGCUACCAAGUGGUUUAAUAAUGAAAACAUCCGUUUAUCAGCAACGACAAUUCAUCAAUCUCUAUCUCUACCCAUCACAAACUGAUACAGUAGCUACUGGAUUGUGUGGACAGGUUGGGAGUGAUAUAUUCUAUAAGAGAGACCGUACCACUGUUGCCCAUGUCAACUAUCCUGGAAUGCCUGACUUUUCCUCUUCUUGGAGCGUUCCAGACGCUAACAUUGAUCUAUUUUCUGACGAAAUUAAGUUACUUGAUCCAGUAGAAACUGGUGGUUUCUUCUGUAAAUGCACGACCCCAGUAGGGUCAACUGAACCACAAUUUACUUGUGAAAAGUCUGAUGAUACUUGUGCUGUAACUAUUGGAAGUUCAGAAUCUGUUGAUCAAUGUAUAGUUGGUGGUCUGCAAUCAAAACGGUCUAUAAAGAGUCACAGGUCCAGACGAAGUGCUGAUAAUUUAAAGAAGGGUCGUAAGAAGCGGGCACAAGCUAACACAGAACUAACAUGGAGAAAUGGUUGGAAUGAAACAACAGCAACUAACUACUGUAACAAAUUAUUUGACAAUUCCACGUUUGUUGGAAAAUGUAAAACCAUUCCGAAUGUUGACCUAUCAUUUCCCAGAGACAAUUGUGUACAAGAUAUUAAGUUUAUGGGAGAUACAAGUUUUGCUUUGGUAGCUAUAGAGACUAUAGUAAACCAGUGUAUUCGUGAGGUGACCUAUGAUUCAACAUAUCAUAGUCCACCCAACGGCGAAACAACAUCUCUUCUAGAAGCAAUUAAAGAUGUGGCUUGUCCUUUAGAUUGUUCCUAUCAUGGUACCUGUAACAAAGGUGUGUGCACAUGUGACUCAGGGUGGGCAGGAAAUGAUUGUUCAAUGGACAUCAGUAUAGUGCCAGUGGUAGAUCAUAUUGCUAAUGAAGGGUAUUGUGAUUUGAAUGAUAGAAGUUGUGAUGCUAUAUCGGUUUAUGGUGGAGAUUUUAUCGAUGAUUCAUCAACUCUUUGCAAAAUAUCCUCUUAUCAAAUAAUGGACAAUGGUGACUUCGGACCAAAGUCUGAAAUAGAGGAACCAUCAAUAGUUAAAAGUAUUGGCGAAGUACAGUGUGGACUGGGUAAAUCGAGGAAAAAGAGAUCAACUAGAUCUCAACCUGGCAAUGAAUUUGUCAAAGUGUACAGUGUUUCUGUUAGUAAUAAUGGUGAAGCGUACAGUAAUAGUAGUUUGGUUGUGAUCUUCAACUCUAUGUGCCAGUUCUGUACAAUAACGGCUGCUAACGAUGUACAAUGUAAUUACACGGGUGAUUUCUGUAUAUCAGAAGGAACGUGUUACGGUAAUGGCGAACCUCAUUCUCAACAUACGUGCUAUACUUGCUCUGUUGAAAAUGGUGCUAGGGAAUGGGUCAAAGGAGGUGACUGUGAUGAUGAUAUGUUAUGGAUUAUUGGUGUGGUAUUAGGUGUUGUUUUAAUUCUUGUUAUUAUUGCUAUUCUUGUUUAUUGUGUAGUGAAGAAAAACAAAACCCAAGUUGGCAGCAUUGAUAAUAAGACUUCUCCACCACCAUACAAAUCUGGUGUCUGUUUAUUUAUACUGUAAAACGUCAUGAAAAAUGUUAAUAUUUCUUUCUCUCAUAUUUAGCUACUUUAUUGUAUUUAAUGAUGAUUCAUUUUGAUAAAUAAAUAAUGUGAUAAUGCA
This is a messenger RNA of Lottia gigantea (owl limpet), 1878 nucleotides long. RefSeq lists its product as hypothetical. The transcript has 10 exons. The coding region runs from base 1 to 1779 and encodes 592 amino acids. NCBI's taxonomy places the organism in Eukaryota, Metazoa, Mollusca, Gastropoda, Lottiidae. The record is from RefSeq and is a predicted model, not a curated record.